AUGGAAGAUUCCGAAACGCAAACGCUCGACAACGAGGUCACCGACCGUACCCCCCUCCUCCCCUCUGACCGUCGUUACCUCGAGACUCUGCGUUCGUCGCGGGACUUCAUCGCCUGCCACAUCCUUAAGAUCCACGGCGAGGACUCCUCUAUCUGGAAAUUGCGCACCAGUCUCCAGCGUUUCUUUUCCUCCAAAUGGGGCCACUACUUUGUCAUUGCCCUCGUCACGGUCGACAUCUCUUGUAUCUUUGCAGACUUCAUCAUUUCGCUUCACGUGUGCGAGCAUGGGGGCGACAAGGACUUCCCUUUCGAGUUCUGGGAACUCGUCAACUCUGUCUUGGGCUACGUCAGCCUUGUGUUCUCGUGCCUUUUCAUGGCUGAAUUGUUAGGUUGCAUCUUCGCCUUUGGUCUUGGGUAUUUCAAGUCGAAAUUCCAUAUCUUCGAUUCCGUCGUAAUCGUCGCAGGCUUUAUAGUCGACGUCCUUCUGAGGGGCCCGGUCGAAGAAGCAGGUUCGCUCAUUGUCAUCGGUCGACUGUGGCGCGUGUUCAAGAUUAUCGAGGAGUUCUCCUCUGGCGCCCAGGGCGAACUUGAAGAGAUGUACGAACGGAUCCAACAGUUGGAGGAGAAGAACGAUCAACUCAGCAAAGAGAAUCAACAGUUGCGAUUUCGAGGCGACCGUUCUUCUGACCCAUGA
Exophiala spinifera is the source of this 693-nucleotide messenger RNA. RefSeq lists its product as uncharacterized. Gene Ontology annotation, biological process: proton transmembrane transport. The record is from RefSeq and is a predicted model, not a curated record. Gene Ontology annotation, molecular function: voltage-gated proton channel activity. Gene Ontology annotation, cellular component: plasma membrane. Lineage: Eukaryota; Fungi; Ascomycota; Eurotiomycetes; Chaetothyriales; Herpotrichiellaceae. The transcript is spliced from 2 exons. The coding region runs from base 1 to 693 and encodes 230 amino acids.